UUUUUUUAAUUUCCUUUCUCCUUUUUUCUAACUCUUUCGUUUCACGUAUCAUAUUACUAAUGUCGUAAUUACAUAACGAAUAUCUAAAUUACGAAUAAGUUACUAAUUAAGUUAAAAUCAAUAUGUAUUAAUAUAAUUGAUUUUAAUCAAACGAAAAAUUAAAAUAUAAAUUUUUGAUCAACCAAUGUUUUAGAUAUCUAACUAUUAAAAUAAUUUCGAAUGAUUGUCGACGCAUUAUUUCCAAAAUGUUCUUUGUUUUUUAACAUUUAUUAUCAUUAUAAUUGUGAAUCUUCUCAAGAAGAUUUCUCUUGAGAGUGUGUAAAUAAGACAAUAACAAGCAUUGUUUUUCCGCUUGUCAUAAUGUGUCUUGUUGAUAAGUCACAAUGUCAAGAAAAUAUCUUUCUCCCACUCUUUAAGCUAGAAUCAUAUUGUUACUUUCUAUUCGUAUCAGUUGUUAUGAUCUAUUUGAAGUAAGUACUACACAUCAGUAUUCUUCAGCUAACGAGGAAUAAAUCUGUAUCAAUCAACAAUUCACAAUCGCGUUAAAACUGGAAUAAGAUUUAAUCGUAGAGUGAAUAAAAUGUGUAACAGCAAAGAUUUUCAAAAAUGGAUUCAAGAAGUGAUGUCGAAGAUUAUCGAGAAACUUGGACUAGAUGCCGACGAAGUUCGGUAUAAGUUACUUAAAUCCACCGACAGAAUGAUGACUAGCAUACACUUCGUAGUUCUGCGAUUCAAAGACAAGACGAAAGGAGAGGAUAAUGAACUGUCUAUUGUAUUGAAAAGACCUUUGCAGGAACGGGGAGAUAUGGGAGAAUAUAGUACUCGUGAUGAUUCUCAAUUUCACAACGAAAUUCUGUUUUACCAAACGUAUGCUCGACCGGAUGAGAACUAUGCGAGAUGCAUUUACGCAAACGAAGGAGCGCCCAGUGAUAGUGUGAUCGCUCUAGAAGACGUCACAAAAAGAGGAUAUCAUCUCUGUCCGCAUAAGUAUUACGCCCCUUUAGAAUACGUGUUGGCGGUGGUGCGCGAGAUCGGGCGAUUCCACGGCAAAGGAUACGCUAUGAAGGAGCUGCAGCCGGAAAAGUUCUUCGAUAUUGUAUCACGAUUGCAAGAGGUUAGAUAUUUUAAUACGUCAAUGAACAUGUACAAAGAUAUUUGUAAUAUUUAUGCACCGCGAGCAGUGGAAUAUCUUCGCCGUCAAGGCUACGAUACCGUUUUCUGCGACAAGAUGGAAGCCGUACUUGCGAACGCAUUUGACGAAGUGAUGAUGAAAAUGGUGGAACCGCUGGAGCCCCUGUCCACCUUGUGUCACGGCGAUGUCACGUUGGAUAAUAUUCUUUUUGGGACAAAGAAUGAUGGACAAGUUCGAGCGAUGCUAAUUGACUUUGCACUUCUCAGAUAUUCGACUCCCGUCAUCGAUCUUUCCACGUACCUGCAUAUAGGUUGCCCGAAUGAAUUGAGGAAAGAUAAAUUUUUGGAAAUAAUGCGAGCGUAUCACGACGAAUUGAAAAAAUAUUUACUAGAGGCUGGCGUUUGGAAUAUUGAGAAAUAUUCUUACGAAGCUAUAUUAGACGAUUACAAGAGAGGUGGUCUUUUCGGUUUUGUUAUCGCUUCCCUGUAUAUGUCGAUAUUAUUGGGAUAUUUCCAACCAAAUAAGCAAGAUUUCAUAACAAUAGGUUUGAUUAAAUAUGUGAAGCAGCAUAAGUACGAUGGCGGAGAUGAACUAUGCAAAAUGCUCGCCGACAUGUUAUUGCAUUUGAGAGAUCUUGGCUGUUUGAAAGAUAUAUUAGAAUAAUAUGAAAUAAUAUAUAGAUGUAUAAAGAAUA
Messenger RNA from Pogonomyrmex barbatus (red harvester ant), 1826 nucleotides. RefSeq lists its product as uncharacterized. NCBI's taxonomy places the organism in Eukaryota, Metazoa, Arthropoda, Insecta, Hymenoptera, Formicidae. The record is from RefSeq and is a predicted model, not a curated record.